Molecule: messenger RNA, 2090 nt
Organism: Westerdykella ornata
Lineage: Eukaryota; Fungi; Ascomycota; Dothideomycetes; Pleosporales; Sporormiaceae
Product: Zn-dependent exopeptidase
Exons: 3
Coding region: 280-1815 (511 amino acids)
Biological process (GO): proteolysis
Molecular function (GO): aminopeptidase activity; metalloexopeptidase activity
Source: RefSeq, a predicted model, not a curated record
CUCGCAGCAGAAAAGGAGUUCCUGGUUAUCGGAGAAAUGCCUCGGAUCUGCCGUCAUGCAUAUGGAUCGCUGAGGUUGCAGGUUACGGGCUUGCACGGCCGACAGAGCUGCAAAGGGUACGAGAUCCGCAUUGCUUGAUUCCUGGGGGCGAGUUGCUUAGCGCUCUGUGCGGGUGCUUGUGAUAUAAAUGCCGUGACUCCUCGUGGGUACUUAAGUCUUCCCGCACGAGCCGAGCGUCAUUCCAUUGUAGCUUCGUCUCUGUAUUGUGAGUUCUGCAGGAUGAAGACAUCAAUUGCCAUCCUCGGCGCCGUUGCUGCUGCCGCUUCAGCAUCGGUUAUUGUGCCUCGACAGCAUGGGUAUGGGUAUGGGAAUCCGCAUGGUGGCAGCUGUAGUCACAAGCCGCUUGUCGACUCUAAGAAGUUGCAGGACUCCAUCAAGGAAAAAGCCCUCCUCAAAGGGUCCCAAACUCUCCAGGACAUAGCUUAUAGCUAUCCGGAGCGCAACCGGGUCAUGGGGAGCAAUGGCCACAAUGACACGGUCAAAUUCCUAGUCAAGGAACUGGAGGCUCUCGGCGGGUACUAUACGGUCGAAAAGCAAAAGUUCACCAAUCUCAUUCAGACCAAUGGCACUGCGACACUCACCAUUGGCGGCGCGGAGACGGAGUGGGGUAUGAUGGAGUACAGUCCUUCCGGAAAUGUAACCAGCAGUCUCGUGGUCGUCAACAACUUGGGUUGCAGUCCGUCAGACUACCCGGCCGCCCUGCCGGGCAAGAUUGCGCUUAUUUCGCGUGGUAGCUGUGAAUUCGGGUUGAAGUCUGCCCUCGCAGGAGCUGCUGGAGCCGUCGGCGCUCUGAUCUAUAACAAUAUUCCAGGAGGUCUCGCGGGCACGCUGGGCACGCCACCCCGCCCAGAAGGUGAUUAUAUCCCUACAUUGGGAAUCAGCCAGGAGAAGGGUCGUGAGCUCGUGGCUACCCUUGGCAAUGGCACUACCGUGACGGCGUCUCUGAAUGUCCGCACGGUGAUCGAGCUCCAGACGACGGAGAACGUGAUUGCAACAUCCAACUGUGGCGCUCAUAACACGACGCUGAUGUUGGGCGCCCACACCGACUCGGUUGCAGCCGGUCCUGGGAUCAAUGAUGACGGCAGUGGCACCAUUGGGAUCCUCGAGGUGGCCAAACAGCUUGCCAAGUACAAGGCCAACAACGCCGUGCGCUUUGGCUUCUGGAGUGGUGAAGAAUCGGGCCUGCUGGGCUCGACCUACUACGUCGAGCACCUAUCUGCGGCGGAGAGGGGGAACAUCCGAGCGUACCUCAACUUCGAUAUGAUCGCCUCGCCCAACUACGUGCAUGCCAUCUACGACGGGGAUGGGUCCGCCUUCAACCUGACGGGACCGGCGGGGUCGGCGGAGAUUGAGAAGUUCUUCCAGGACUUCUUCACGAGCCAUGGGCAGAACUUUACUGCCACAGAGUUCGAUGGCCGCUCCGACUAUCUUGGCUUCAUCGACGCGGGGAUUCCCGCCGGAGGAACCUUCACUGGAGCCGAAAAGCUCAAGACAACGGAAGAGGCGGAGAUGUUUGGUGGCCACGCCAACGUGGCUCUGGAUGCCAACUACCACAGUGCUGGAGACACAGUCGACAACCUGAAUGCCACUGCGUUUGUGUUGCAUACCAAGGCAAUUGCGGCGGCGGUGGCCGAGUACGCUACCAGCUUUGCGAGCCUGCCGCCGAGGAGCGUGGAGAGAAGAAGCGUUGCUGCAACGGUGGGAAUUUCGAGGCAUAGGAGGGGUGGGCGCUGGGGAAGACCACUGCGGCAGUGAUUAGUCAUGCGGGAAGGGAUGGAUGGAGGAAGCUGCGAUUGAGGUGCUAUCAUGUCACACAGAAGAGCCAAUGAACUGAUGUCAUCAACAUCCUCGAGCUGUGCAAAUACAGUAAGCGCUUCUGAAGGAAAUAAUGUGGACGUUGGAGCGAGACCGGUGCGAAUUCCAAGUCUAUGGGUAGUCCUGCUUAGCAAUCCAAAUAGGGUCCCGGUACAACAUAGGUAUCCAGGCGAAGCUUGGAGGGCCGAGGGCCAUCCCAUUGCGGCGUCCGGUGA